ACAUAACUGUUGAGUUAUCAUCUUCAUGUGGCCUUACCCAAUCGACAUGGUAUCCAUACCAAUCCUUUCCCUCAUCGUUCUCUUCCUCGUCUUCUCCGCCGGCGUUCAAUUCUCCGUCGCCGAUGAGCCGGUUCCGGCACCAUGGCCGGAGCAGUUCCACGCGUUGAUGUUGAUGAACAAAUCUGGGUCUCUAGAGAUAGUGGACCUCUGGUACGAUUGGGUCAAUGACCGUAACUUUAAUAUCAUUCAGAAGCAGCUUGGUAAACUCACCUACGACCUUGAAUGGAACAAUGGCACCUCUUUCUACUAUACCCUCGACGCUUCAAGAACUUGCCGUACCGUUCACUUCGAGGUUGGAAUCCUGAGACCAAAUUGGCUAGAUGGAGCAAAGUAUUUGGGUCAACGACAUGUGAAUGGGUUUCUCUGCAACGUGUGGGAGAAGGUUGACUUCUUGUGGUAUUAUGAGGAUGUUGUAAGCAAGAGACCUGUUCAAUGGAUCUUCUAUACAGGUAGAGAAGCUCAUGUGAUGACAUUUGAAGUUGGAGCUGUCUUAGAAGACGAGAAAUGGCAGGCUCCUGUCUACUGUUUCCACAAUGACAAUAAGAACAGUGAGUAGUGAGGAAUUGUGUUUCAUAAUGUGUAGAGUUUCAUUGAGGAGAAUUUUGGUCUUUAACAAAAACUUUAUUAUGUAGACUUUUUUGAUAGUGGAGCAUAAAUAAAAGUAGACGUCUUAAUCCACAAGGCUUUAUUGGGCUUCACUAUCUUCUA
Messenger RNA from Eutrema salsugineum, 768 nucleotides. RefSeq lists its product as uncharacterized. The transcript has 3 exons. The record is from RefSeq and is a predicted model, not a curated record. The coding region runs from base 26 to 616 and encodes 196 amino acids. Lineage: Eukaryota; Viridiplantae; Streptophyta; Magnoliopsida; Brassicales; Brassicaceae.